Messenger RNA from Cryptomeria japonica (Japanese cedar), 2080 nucleotides. Its product is annotated as polyadenylate-binding protein RBP47. Lineage: Eukaryota; Viridiplantae; Streptophyta; Pinopsida; Cupressales; Cupressaceae. The record is from RefSeq and is a predicted model, not a curated record. Bases 360 to 1676 code for a protein of 438 amino acids. The transcript has 7 exons. Gene Ontology annotation, molecular function: mRNA binding. Gene Ontology annotation, cellular component: cytosol.
UUAAAAACGAAAUAUUAUCCCCGACGAUGUGCGAUCUAAAGCCCGUCGAGCACCGUCGAUGACCCUUUAUCGAAUCGACGGACGACAUUCCACCCUCGCUCAAAAUCCGACGGUCAGCGCUAUCGGAAUCGAGAACCAAUUAAUAUUAUAAAAAUUACUCGAUUAAGAAAAUGAGAUCAGCCUAUUUAAUCUCAAGAAUACCACAUGAUAACAGUUCUUUCAAACCCUAGCCCCUCAAACCCUAGCUCGGAUUUCUGUUCGGGCAGGCGAAAUUUUCUUCCAAUUCAGGGCAUUCAAGGUGGUUUUUUAUUUUUAUUAGAUCGAAUUCGAGCUAUUCAAAGAAUUUAUCGGAUUCGAAAAUGAUGCAACCUACACCAGGCGCUGGGCCUCCUCUCGCAGAUGCAAACACUCAGCAGCAGCAACAGCAGCAAUGGAUGCAGCAUCAGCAAAUGAUGAUGGAUAUGCAGCAGCAACAAGUGAAUCAGGGGAUGGUGAUGCAGCAGCAGCAGGCGCCGCCACAGCAGCAACAUCAUCCACAGGCGCCAUAUCAGCAGCAACAGGCGUUCUACCCAAACCAGCCUCAGUAUCAGCAGCAGCAGCAGCCCAUGCAAAUGCCACCUCAACAGCAGCACCAACAGCCGAUGUCCAGUGAUGAGGUGAAGACGCUUUGGGUUGGCGAUCUGCUGUUUUGGAUGGACGAAAAUUACUUGCAUUCUUGUUUUGCUCAUACGGGAGAGGUUAUUUCUGCAAAGGUCAUACGCAAUAAACACACUGGACAGUCAGAGGGUUAUGGUUUUAUGGAGUUCGUUUCACGUGCAUCGGCUGAGAAGGUUUUGCAUAGUUACAAUGGAACAGUGAUGCCUAAUACUGAACAAGCAUUCCGGCUGAACUGGGCUUCUUUUAGCAUGGGAGAAAGGCGUACAGAUGGAGGUCCAGAUCAUUCUAUAUUUGUUGGGGAUUUGGCUUCAGAUGUUACAGAUUUACAGUUGCAGGAGACUUUUCAGAGUCGAUACCCCUCGGUGAAAGGUGCUAAGGUUGUUAUAGACUCUGUCACUGGGCGUUCAAAAGGUUAUGGGUUUGUGAGGUUUGGGGAUGAAAAUGAGAGAGCCCGAGCAAUGUCUGAGAUGAAUGGUCAAUACUGUUCGACAAGGCCCAUGAGAAUUAGUGCAGCUACCCCAAGGAAGUCUGCAGGAUUUCAGCAGCCAUAUCCCUCUAGAGCAGGCAGUAAUGGACACCAAUCCCAAGGAUUCCAGUCAGACCCUGAUAUAAACAACACAACUAUCUUUGUGGGUGGGUUGGACCCAAAUGCAACGGAUGAUGAUUUGAGGCAGAUCUUCGGCCAGUUUGGCGAACUUGUGUCUGUGAAGAUACCUGUUGGUAAAGGCUGUGGAUUUGUCCAGUUCGGUAGCAGAGCCUCUGCUGAGGAAGCCCUGCAAAGACUCCAUGGUACUAUUAUUGGUCAGCAAACUAUACGGCUAUCUUGGGGUCGUAGCCCUGCAAACAAGCAGCAACAGCAGCAUCAAGGACAACCGCAGGCUGAUCCAAAUCAGUGGAAUGGGGCUUACUAUGGACAGGGAUAUGAAACUUAUGGUUAUGCCCCUCCUCCUCAGGAUCCAGCAAUGUAUGCUUAUGGUGCAUACCCUGGAUAUGGAAAUUAUCAUCAACAGGUAAGCUAGAGUUCUGAGCGCCUAAGUUUGGUUAUGAAAAUACUACAGAGUACAAGGGUUGUCUGUAUACCCUUUAAAACGAGCUCUGUUGGUUGGAAUCUGGAUGUAGCAAAUUUUUGGAAGUAUUGUAAGGAUAGUGGCUAUUGGCUCGGCUUAAGGUUUUUGUUGUCUUGUCAGAAGAUAUUUUCUGGAGUUAUUUCACUUAAGUUCUUAUUUUUAUUUUUGAAAUAUGUUUUGUGUUAUGAAUUGUUACUGAUAUGUAACCUCCAUGUAGAUGUGCAUGGUCAAUGCUAUGAUUGUUGAAAUAGGUUUAUUAUAUAUGUUUUACAUUGUCAAACACUGAGUAUUCUUGUCCACUGACGUGCUCACGAUUAGCAUGCAUGAUAUUGGAAUUAGCAGAUUUUAGCUUGUUC